AUGAAGAAAUUUCUCGCCUUCUCGACCUUGACCAGACGAAAUCGCCCUCCGCAGCAGGAAUACGACAACAUUCCGUUGAGCAACGAUGUGGGGGCAACCACCAAUCGUGAACGAAAGUUCAAGACCAUCAUUCAGGGCUCGAGUAAAGAAAGUAUCGAUGACCAAAUUGGCAGCCAACGCACAAAUACAGAAUACAACCCGCAAAUAUUGACCCGACCCAUCCUUCUUAUCUUUGCUUUCCUCUCGGCUGCAGUCGUUGCGUCCUUGCAAGGUAUCUACAGUCGUUCUCAGAGCAACCAAGGCAUUACUCAAUCUAAUGACAAUUUGCAUUACCUAUGGACCUACGGCCCGACCGCCAUUCUGAUCUUGUUUACCGUGGUAUGGCGUCAGGUGGAUUAUGCAGUAAAGUCUUUGCAGCCAUGGGCUGAGAUGGCAAAUGGUCCAGUCUCUGCAGAAAGAAGCCUUCUACUCGACUACGUCACGCCCUUCCAAGGAGUAGUUUUGUGGCGUUCAAUCUUCAGUGGCCACUAUGUCAUUACUCUAUCCAUCACAACCUUCUUCCUGACUAAAGCACUCACUAUUGUCUCGACUGGCUUGUUAACUCUGCAACCCCUCCGCAUCGACUCCAUUCGGACCACAAUUUCUUACGACACCAUAUUCAAUGGCUCGGCCUUUGACGGGGGCUCAGUCGUUGAUUCGAGGCCUGCCUACACGUUGUAUGCCAUCCAGGCAUUCAAUACGAGUUACCCAGCUGGAACGACUGACAUGUACGCUGUGCAGCAAUUCUCUCAAUCAGGAAACACGAGUGACAUAGAGUCCUACACAGCGAUAACCGAUGUCUUCACGACCAGUGUUGAAUGUGAGAUUGGGUCCAUGAAUUAUACCCUUGGCUACAAUACCCUAACAGACACUACUCCGGUCUCCAGCUAUUGGAAUACAACAGUUUCUCUCCCCGGAUGUGAAGUCCGUGAGGCUUCCUUGGACGCCCCUAGUUGGAUGUACAACACCUCCGACGACAAUCCUGAGCCAAACUACGGUUACUUUGCAAGUUUCCAGCCGGUCAACUGCUCCAAUUUGGCCAAUGACGAUCGGGAAAAGUGGAGAUUCAUGGUGGCUGCUUUACACGUCAAAGGUGUCAGGCAAAAUGCAAAUGAAGUCCUUGAGGGCUUGGGACUUGUUUGCAUACCGAAAUAUAGCAUUCAGCCUGCAACAGUCACAUCAGACUCGUUUAACAACGUCCAAGAGGUGGUCUUUUCAAAUGAUACAUCUCGUCAACUGGAAGGGGUAACGGAUGCUGAUAUCACAAAUGGUGUCGAAAGCACAAAUCAGUUGGCUCUGAAUAUCGCCAUUAAUCUUGAUUUAGAUCUAAGGUUGGACGGCUUCAUUGAGUUGGGUGCUGCAGAGAUGAACAUCAGUGACAUGCAAGAACUCCUUAAUCCUGACGUUUUGGAGCUACUGGCAAAGCGCACCUACCAAAGACUUUCUGCACAGAUAGCUCAUACUUUCCUGACAUCCCCUGUCGGCGGUCAAGAUGAUUCCACGUCUAUCCCGGCCACCACAUCACAAAACGAGUUCCGUCUUGUUGUCCGCCAACUACCAACUCGGAUUAUGCAAGGCCUGGCCGCUGCAAUCUGCUUUCUCGCCAUGACCAUGGCCUUCACCGUUCCUAGAGGAGUGGUUCCUAGAAACAUUGAUGCAAUUGCUCCGCUGGCAGCAAUAAUAGCUCGAAGUCCGACAUUACAAAGACAGCUCUGCAUGGUCGGCCAUCUCAAUAUGGAAGACCUACGUAAACUUCUUUCCCAGUAUGAGUACCGAACCGUCAUGGAGGAUCGAUUGGGCACAUCCACGUUCUCGAUUCAAGGCCUUUCCAAGGAUGCUACUCACUCAGAGGGCCGUCACAUGGAAAGAUCUCGCACUCUAGAAACGUUCCAGUGGUGGCGUCCUUGGGUCCUCACCCGUCGUGCCAUGGUAGGCUGCUUGAUUACGCCAAUUGCGGCCAUCAUUGGCCUUGAGAUUACGCUUCGCCAGUCGGACAAGAAUGCUGGGCUUAGUGAUGUCGACGCUGAAUCUUUAACUAGAUAUGCGUGGAUUUACAUUCCAACUCUAGUCUUUGUCCUGAUAGGAACGCUUUAUAAUACUGUCGACUUUGAGUUGGAGCUGUCUGCACCCUACUACGCGCUCUCCAAGGAAUACUGUGAUGCUCAAUCAAGUAUGUUCUACAAUCAUUUCCGGGGAUUUGCGCUUCAAAGCGUUUGGCUCGCACUUCGGAAACGGAAAUUCGCCCUUGCAGCAGCUUCUGUUUCCGUUAUACUUUCGCCUCUCCUUACAAUUGUUGUAAGUGGCUUAUUCUUGCCACAGGCUACCACAGACAUCACCCCUUCCGAGCUACAAAGUCUAAGUUGGUUCAACACGACAGGUUGUGAAGAUUGUGACGCUCUAUACACCACCUCUAAGGCCAAGAGUAUCCCGGGGUUGAUAAUCCAAGGCAAUAUGUCUUACCCGGCAUGGACGUACGAUGAAGUGGCACUUCCACAAUUGUCAUUUUCAGACCCUGAGUUGGCAGGAGGCAGAAAAACGAUUCACAUGACAGGUACUGUUUCGCUGACGACUUCGGCGCUUCGCGCCGGCAUGAAUUGCACGCUCGUUCCGAAUGAUCUGUUGAAUGAGGUUGUUCUCAACGUGACUGACAAAUCUCUCACAACUAAUUUCACUUAUCCAACCUGCGGGUCCGACUUUGGCGACGAGAACUCGCGAACCACCAUAUAUAGCUACACAGAAACCCCAUGGUAUCUUGGCUCUGUAUCCAGCUUGGGUAACGACCUUCCGUGCCCUGUUUGGUCUUUGACCUAUGCUCUUAUCAACGAAAAGGAUGAGUUAGAGCAGCUCUCGGUUCACCUUUGUGCCCCAUCCGUUGAGAUGGUGGAGGUCAAUGCUACGUUCAAUCUUCCAGAUUUCUCCAUCACCGAAGCUCCAAUCGUCAAUGAGGACUCGGCCAUUUUAUUUUCUGACUGGUACGAUCCUUAUCCUGCCUAUGGUGACCUCAACAUCACCACUGGGAGCGUCAGCCAAGAAUUCAGUGCUAUGAUCGCCGGAAAAGAUGGCAAGCCGAUUACCGAGCUUGCGGACAGUAAGACUCUCAUCGCAUCAUACACGAAACUGUACCGCGUCUAUGCAGCACAGAUAUUCAAUACGGACUUCCGUUCAGCUUGGGACGAUCUGCCCAAGAAUCAAAGCCAGGCUAAUUCCAUUCCAGCACAUCAACUGGCGACACUCAGCAACCCAAACCGUGUCCGCUUGUUCCAGUCCAAAGUCUCAACUCGUAUCUUGCAAGGUUUGCUUGCUGGUCUGCUGGUCUGCGGCCUCUUCGUCUUCUUCCUUAUCGACGCGAGGAAGGUGCUUUCAAAACCACUGGGCACCAUUGCCGUAACCGCAACCUUGUUAGCUAGCAGUACACUAGUGGACGAGAAGUCUGGUAAUGCCCCUCCACUAGGAGCAGAGUGGUGGAGUGACAGGGAGUGGGAGAAGAGGGAAGUCUGGACUGACAAGCUGUUCAGAAUGGGCUGGUGGUACGAGCAUGAGAGCAGCAUCAUAACCGCCGUGGGCAAUGAUGAAAAUUCAGAUGACAACGUGAUCGGUAAGAGUGUCCCAGAAGAGCACAUGAGGAUGACGAAGGAUUUCAGGAUCGAUACCAAACCUCCAGUAUAG
This is a messenger RNA of Exophiala aquamarina CBS 119918, 3705 nucleotides long. RefSeq lists its product as uncharacterized. The record is from RefSeq and is a predicted model, not a curated record. NCBI's taxonomy places the organism in Eukaryota, Fungi, Ascomycota, Eurotiomycetes, Chaetothyriales, Herpotrichiellaceae. The transcript has a single exon. The coding region runs from base 1 to 3705 and encodes 1234 amino acids.